AAGUGCGUCAUUCCCGCAUGACAAGCAACGCUGAGUAGAAAGACCAGAAGACAAGGCCUUGAACAGAACUGGUGCACCCAUAGUCACAUGACAGAACGAGAAUAUCUUAGUGAGCAGGUAUAGGAUUCACUUGCAGGCUUCCGAGCUCAUGGCUGACUUCAGGACAUACAAAAGUUCUUCGAAGAAUGCGACAAGGACACAAACGGGAAUGUCAGUUAUCAAGAGCUUGAGCACGUCCUCGAUGACGUUCAUCAAGAGCUUGCACCCAACCCGAAGCCUCAUCAUCUCCAUCAUCCCAGCAGGGAUGAUGAUGCGCGGCAUCGCUUUCUCCGGAGCGCUAUGAGCUGCGAAGACAAGGACGCUCUUAGUAAAGAGGAAUUUUUGCAAGUCGUUCGUCACCUCAAGAUACCCGCUGGAGUCGCCACCAAUACGCAAGCAGCCCAUGCAAAAGACAAACUCGAUGUUUCCAAACUACCGUUCGGACGCAGAUUGAGAGCCAAAUUUGCUGUGGACGGCGCGCCGUGGACUUUUUUGGCAUUUGUCGUCGCUUUGAUGCUCAUCUUUGGUAUUUGGCAGCUCGUGACAUACGUGUCUGACACUGACAAGCGUGCUGCUCUUGGCUGGGGUGUGAUCAUGGCGAAGGUCACAGCUGGUGUCCUCUAUCCCACAUUGUUCUUCAUGAUUCUAUCCAUGUCUCGCUGGCUAGCAACACUAGCCCGCUACAGCUACUGGGUUGCCCGCUUUGUCAACUUUGAUCGUGCUCAGUCAUUUCACAUCAAGAUCUCCAUAUUUGCAAUGCUGAUGGCAACGCUACAUGCAAUUGGACACUUAACUGGAACGUUUCUGUACAGCUCACGGCCAGGUAGAGAAGCGACUGUUGAAACUGUGGUCGGCCAAAGUCGAACUUAUCGACAAUAUGUUGCUACGUUGCCAGGUAUAACCGGUAUCUCCGCCCUGGGAUGCUUCUAUUUGAUGGCCAUCUUUGCAAUUCCAUGGCUGAAACGAAGGAACUACGAAGUCUUUCAGCUCUCUCAUCUACUCAUGUUUCCGUUCGUCGGCUUGCUCAUGGCUCAUGGUACCUGGGCUAUAUUGCAGCCACCGAUGCUCGGAUACUGGCUAGCCUUCCCUACGCUGUUGGUUAUAGUGGAGCGUCUCACUCGCAUAUGCCGUGGCUUCAUCAGGAUUCCAGCCAAGUUCUCAAUACUUGAUGAUGAUACUGUUGCCAUUGAAGUGAGGCACCCGCAUGGAAAGGAUUGGCCAUACGACGCCGGACAGUACAUAAUGCUUCAAGUCCCGGAGGUGUCCUUCUUUCAGUGGCACCCAUUCACGAUUUCUCUUUGCCACAAAGACAUGCUUUCACUACAUAUCAAAACAGAUGGGAAUUGGACCUCAAGGCUGAGAUCCGAGAAUUUGCGAUUCGUCGGCUUGGACGGACCGUAUGGCGCUCCUGCGCAACGCUUUUACGACUUUGAGCGAUCCGUUUUGAUUGGGUCUGGCGUUGGUGUAACGCCAUUCAGCUCUAUUCUGAUGAAUCUUGAGAAGCGCCAGGAUUUGCCCAAGGCCAGGGGAACCUCGCAUUCGCGAUCCAGAGCUGCCUCUCGCUCGUCUUCGCCCGGAUCAGAUGCGACUCGCGUCAAGUCAAUUCGAGAAGGAGAAAAGACGCGAGGCAGGGUUUUGGGGUCUCCCCCAAAAGUACGCUGUGACUUUCAUUGGGUUGUGCGAGACAAGAACUACUUGCUUUGGUUCAGUGACUUGCUUAAUCGCGUGGAAACAGCCGAAUCCAUUCACAAGGAUCUUUCUAUUCGCAUUUGCACUCAUGUUACUGCUAAACGGAAAAAACUGUCGACCUUAAUAUUUAGGUGGCUUCUAGAGAACCACAGAACUGAGACAGACUUGUCACCACUUACAGGACUUCGCAACAAAACUGAAUUUGGUCGACCAGAUUUUAGCACCAUUUUGUUGGAUCACUACAACGAGGCAAAGUCAGAAGGCUUCACGGGGAAGGUGGGCGUCUUUUAUUGUGGAGCACCUGUUGUUGGAAUGCUGAUUGCAGAUGCGUGUCAUGUUUUGACUGCUCGUGCUUCUGAAGAGCGAUACGAUUUGAGAUAUGUUUUCAUGCUGGAGGUCUUUGGUUGAUACAAGAGAUGAGACGGUCUGAGACGAUAUGGCUUGCUGUGAAGGUCGACAGAAAUAUAAGCCGGUAUGAUGAAUAUAGUACGAAU
Molecule: messenger RNA, 2222 nt
Organism: Protomyces lactucae-debilis
Lineage: Eukaryota; Fungi; Ascomycota; Taphrinomycetes; Taphrinales; Protomycetaceae
Product: FAD-binding domain-containing protein
Exons: 1
Coding region: 340-2136 (598 amino acids)
Biological process (GO): defense response; superoxide anion generation
Cellular component (GO): NADPH oxidase complex; plasma membrane
Molecular function (GO): superoxide-generating NAD(P)H oxidase activity
Source: RefSeq, a predicted model, not a curated record